Xenia sp. Carnegie-2017 is the source of this 1207-nucleotide messenger RNA. RefSeq lists its product as uncharacterized. NCBI's taxonomy places the organism in Eukaryota, Metazoa, Cnidaria, Anthozoa, Malacalcyonacea, Xeniidae. The transcript has 2 exons. The record is from RefSeq and is a predicted model, not a curated record. The coding region runs from base 48 to 530 and encodes 160 amino acids.
ACUACUGCAAGAAUCAACAGCCACGUUUUAAUGUACACAGUGAACCCAUGGCAGUUAAUAUAGAUCAACUCUUCAUACCAUUCAAACAAUGCCUGCCUGGUUGCAAAGCAACAGAGAACAUUCUCAAUGUUAGUACGAAACUCAAAAAUGGCUUCUAUAAGCAUUUAAAGAUCAUAAGACAUACAUCUUGCAAUCCUUGGAGCCCAUCUACGCAAUCACAAACCGAUAGCAAUUUACUGGCUGUUAUAUUAAACACUUGGAAAUCACAAAGUUUGAAUAAACAUCAAAGGGGAAAUGAUGAAGAUAUCAAACACAUUUUGUUAAAUAAAGGAUUGUUCCUCUACAUCAAAUCACCUAAAAUGAUGUUUGCUGCUUUUGUCCUCUCAAUUGUCCUCAUUUCAAUACUUAUUCUGGACUGCAAUUUGUGUUGUCGUAAAAAAGGAAUAAUGUAUUUGUUGAUGACUUGUGGAAAGAAUAAAGAGUGCGAAGACUGCAUAAGAGGACGUCAAACCAUGAUCGAAAUGGUUUAAUAGAAUGCUGAAAAGACACAAAUCAAAAGAAAUGAAGAAUACAGAGAACCAGACUGAGUCAUCAAUAAAAAUCGAUGCAGACACAGGGAAUGACCCCACAAGAAGACUUGAAUUAGUUGUGACGUGGUCAGCGUAAAUGCAGAAAAAUUAUGGGUACUAGUACAAUUAAAUCUAACAAAAUUAAUAUCAGCGUACUGAUAUUACUAUGUUUUUCCUGGUAUCUCGCAUUUGAAGUAGCUUGUAAAUCUCCGUUUGUCCAUUUUGGGAAUUAUAGACACACCUUGUGUAAUCUGCUACAUGCUUAUUUUUAUUUAUUUCUUCUGGAUAUAUAACAAACUUGAAUUUUCCUGUGGUCAAGAUAGAAAUUAAGGCAAAACAUUCCGCUAUAACAAUAAUAUAUGCCAUCUAAACUUUAUUCGAUAAACUUUGUAUUGGACGAACUUUCUACUGUAAGGAAAUAAACUUUGUAUUGGACGAACUUUCUACUGCAUGGAAAUAAGCUUUGUAUUGGACGAACUUUCUACUGUAAGGAAAUAAACUUUGUAUUGGACGAACUUUCUACUACAUGGAAAUAAGCUUUGUAUUGGACGAACUUUCUACUGUAAGGAAAUAAACUUUGUAUUGGACGAACUUUCUACUGUAUGGAAAUAAACUUUGUAUUGGACGAACUUUCUACU